CUAUGGAGUACAGUAAUAAAGAUGUCAUUAAUAACUCAGGAAAAGAAACAAAAAGUGAUGUUAUGGAAGAAGAUGAUUCAAAACCACAAUUAUAUCAACUUACAACAGUGUCAGAGGUACUCAUGGUUACUGAAAAUCCUACACCAACCAGAACAUUGCAAACAAAAACUGAAUUAGAAAUGGACCACACUUAUAAAGAAUACGAAACAGAAAGUAAUGUCACAGAGACAGAUAUUUCAAAACCAGAGUCACCAAAACAGACAACAGUGUCAGAGGUACCCAUGGCAAAUGAAAUUCCUACACCAACCGAAACUUCUGAAAGGGACACAAAAUCUCCUAAAUCAACAAAUCGUCAUUGGUCAAAAGCUCAUACAAUUUCUGCUGUGCAUCCUGCUCCAUUGAAAGGAGGAGGAGGAGGAAAUGAUUCUCAGAAUAAUGAAGAUGCUGAGUUUUCUAUACCAGAAAGUUCACAUCAUGGCGCAGAAUGGUCUAAAGUACAAGGCAUAGCAGCUGUAGCACCAGCUCUUGAUAAACACAGGUUAAAGGUUGGAGACCAAAGAAAAAUAUUUAAAAAGGUUACAGUAAGCCAGGCUGUGAAGGAAGGCUUAACAAAAGAACUAGAAAGUUUACUGCAGGAAAACCCAGAAAAGGGAACAGAAACAGAUAGUCAUGGCUUUAAACCUAUACAUUAUGCCUCACGAUUAAAUCAAGCAAAGAUUAUUGAAGUUCUUCUUAAAUACAAUGCAGACAAGAAUGGUAAAGGACCUUAUGGUGUUGCUCCCCUUCAUAUGGCUGCCAGGAAUAAUUGUGUGGAGGCUGUUAAAAUGUUGAUCCAGCAAGGUGCCAGUGUGGAUGUCAGAGAAGCUAAACAGAAAACUCCCCUUCAUGUGGCAGCAAGACGUGGUAAUAUUCCUGUUAUAAAGGUGUUGCUAGACUCUGGUAAAUGUAAUGUUAAUGCUGUUGAUGAGGACAAACAAACUGCCUUACAUGAAGCAACAGCACAUAAACAAGAAAAAACAGUACAGUUUCUGGUGCAGAAUGGAGCCAACAUAUUUGCUACAGACAUCAAUGACUUCACUCCAUUCUUCCUGUCAGCAGCAGAAGACAUGAAGGAUACAAUGUCUUAUUAUCUAAAGACAGCUUUGCAGCAAGGGGGGACAGAAUCAGAGGAGAACUUACUACGUCAUGAAGAUAAAGAGGGGAAUACAGCACUACAUCUAGCUGUUACCAAUAACAAACUACAGGUUGCACAAAGUCUGUUGGAGAGAGGUUCAAAUGUAAAUAGUUUGAAUAAUUGUAACCAAACUCCUCUAUCUAUAGCUGCAAAUAAUGGUGAUAUACAGAUGGUUGAAUUGUUGCUGAAAUAUAAAGCUGAUGUUAAUGUUUUAGACAAAGACUUGAUGACUCCUUGUCAUAGGGCUGCUUUACAUAACAGACAUAAAAUCAUUGAUGUUCUAAUGGGACAGGGAGCUGACAUUAACAGUACAGCUAUUGACCAGUAUACACCAUUGUUAAUGGCCAGUAGUAAAGGACACCUUGAGACCAUACAGCUGUUAAUAUCAAAUGGAGCACAAAUAGCUGAGACAGAAAUUAAUAACAAAACUGUAUUGCAUCUAGCUGUAGAAUCUGGGCAUAUAUCUGUAAUAGAGGCACUGUUGAAAGAGAAAGGUUGUUUUAACCUGAUAGAAGCCAUUGACCUGAACGAUCAGACCAUUUUGCAUUAUGCUGCAAGGAAUGGCAAUACAACGGUUCUGAAUACAUUAAUUAAACACAACCUAAUGGUAGACAGUCGAGAUAUUGAUGGGAAAACACCUCUCCAUGUAGCAGCUGAGAAUGACAAUGAUAAUGCUAUAGAGAUUCUGUAUAAUGCCAGUCAGACAGAGUUGAAUGAUGGGGAUGAUGAUGGAAGGACCCCACUGAUGUUAGCUUGUCAAACAGGACACUAUAAAUCAGUUAAAACACUCCUUACUUUGGGAGCUGACAUCUCUGCAAGAGAUGAAGACUCUUGUACAGGAUUGAUACUUGCUGCCAGACAUGGAUAUGCUAACAUAGUCAAAGUACUUCUAGAUAAUUAUGCAGAGGUUAACCAGAUUGAUAAGAUAAAGAACACAGCUUUACAUGUAGCAUGUGAACAUGGUCAUGUGGACUGUAUAAGGAUAUUAUUACGUUACCAUGCUGAUGUGACUCAGAAGAACUCAUAUGGUUGUACACCACUAGGUAUGGCUGUAGACAGUAAUGAGUCAGAGGCUGCUGUUGCUUUAUUGAGUCAUUCCAGUUGGAGAGACAGCAUGAAUGUAAGAAACUCUGAAGGAUUUACUCCAAUGAAGAGGCUUAUACAGAGAUGUCCUGAAGCUGCUUUGGUAGUUUUAGACAACUGUGUUGAAUACUCUAAAAGAAAGAAAGAUGAUCCAAAUUUUAUGGUGACCUUUGAUUAUACCUACAUAGACCCUGGAGUAGAUGACAUGAUGUCUAAGAAAUCCAGGUUUUUUGCACCAAAGGCAAUGGCUCGGUAUAAAAGAGAAAGUUUGUUGUCACAUAUACUUGUGCAAAGUAACUUGAUGCACAAAUGGCUUGAAAGAGGUUAUUUAUAUUUCUAUAUUAAUUUCCUGGUAUUUUUUGCAUUUCUCUGCUGCCUACAGUUUUUCUCAAUUAUGAUGCCAAAAAUAACUACCAAUGUCCUUGAUAAUGUUAGACAGUGUCCUCUUCUACUAAACGACACACUGUUAGCAAAUCCUGCUAUUGUAGCUAUACACAAAGAGCUUGGUUUAUAUUCUAAAAUGGAAAUACCCAAGACAGAAAUGGUUGCCCUGAAAGCUUGUGUAUUUUUUAUGGUUAUUAUUCUGAUGUUGAACCAGAUAACUAUGUGCUUCACAACUGGAUGGAAAUACUUUACAGCUUUAGAUAAUUGGUUAUCAUGGACUACGAUUAUAGCUACUUUAGUAUUUUUACUACCAUUUAAUAAUCUACCUUGUUUGAAUAAUUGGAGAGCAGGGUGGAUGGCUGCUGCCUUAGGAUGGUUAAUGUUGAUGAACAUUCUUAGAGGCUUCAGUUCUAUUGGAAUAUACUUUAUCAUGUUUAGUGAAGUAAUAAUAACACUUUUGAAGGUUGUUUUGAUACUGUGUAUAUUCCUGAUGGCUUUUUCUUCAGCCUUCCACAUAACACUUGCAAAUACACCAGGGUUUAAAGAUCGUGAUGCGUAUCCUCUUUCUACAUUGUCUAUGAUGUUAGGAGAAUUUAACUAUAUAGAUACCUUCACAACAGGAGCAAAUGAUCCAUUUGCUAUAGAUGGUUACUGCAUUAUGUUUCUAUUCUUCCUUGUGAUGCCACUUGCAUUGAUGAAUUUUCUUACUGGUAUAGCUGUAGGUGACAUUGAAACAGUAAGAGCUGGUGCAUACAUAUCCAAAAUUUCAAUUUUUAUUGACAAAAGCUAUCUAAUGGAAAUUAGAUUUCCUAGAUCAGUACAGAGAAAAUGGCAGAAGUUAAAACAUACUGUAUAUCCAAACAAGCCAGAAAGUACAGUAUGGAAAAAGGUAAAAAAAGUGCUGGUUGGGAGUGAAGAAGAACUGGUUAAAAGAUAUUUAGAUACAGGGAAGGCUGAUGGUGUUGAUGAAACAGAUGAAUUAAAGACAUUAAUAAAAAAGCAAAGUUCACAGAUAACAAAGUUACAUGAUUUACAGAAACAACAGCAAGAUCUUAUAAAACAAAUGGCAGAUCAUUUACAUAUGGAUUAUAAACUGGACAGUUUCUCCGUAGCUGAAUCAGAAAUGACCACUAGAGCUGGACACUAGUUGGAAUCAGAAUAGGUCAUCAGGAAUAACCACUAAAGCUAGACACUUAUGGAACACAAAGAACAGAUAAUCUGAACUGACCACUAAAGCUGGACAUUAGUGAAACAGCAGACAUUUGAUUAGUAGAUUAAAAUUAAAGAUUACAAAUACACAGUGCUGGUCACUUACAAAGUUCACUGGUUUUGUAUAAACACUAGUUAUUAAAGGAUGGACACAGUACUCUCAAUCAAUGACUAUUUUAACAUGGAUAAUAAAUUUGUU
This is a messenger RNA of Mytilus trossulus (common blue mussel), 4049 nucleotides long. RefSeq names its product transient receptor potential cation channel subfamily A member 1-like. Gene Ontology annotation, molecular function: protein binding. Lineage: Eukaryota; Metazoa; Mollusca; Bivalvia; Mytilida; Mytilidae. The coding region runs from base 3 to 3788 and encodes 1261 amino acids. The transcript has 30 exons. The record is from RefSeq and is a predicted model, not a curated record.